This is a messenger RNA of Dracunculus medinensis (Guinea worm), 759 nucleotides long. Lineage: Eukaryota; Metazoa; Nematoda; Chromadorea; Rhabditida; Dracunculidae. The record is from the annotation of a GenBank genome assembly.
AUGAUCUCGAAAAUCGAACAUGCAACGAGAAAAAUUGAAGAGAUGCUAAAUAACAAUGACUUACAAAAUAAAUUGCAGGAACUAUCACGAAAUAUUGAAAGUUAUGAUGCAAUUGAUAGUGAAGAAUUUGAGAAAAUUUUUCCAAUCAAAUGUUCGAUACGACUUGCCGAUCCAAUGCCUUAUAUAAUGGGUCCACCGCAAUUUCGACGGGUUUAUCUAAGAGGAGAUGUAAAAUUAAAAGAAAGUAAACAAGGUGCAAAAGUUGAAGCACACUGCAUACUUUUCACCGAUCUUUUCCUUAUUUGUAAAUCAACAGGUCGACGUACGGAUCGUUUAAGGAUUCUUAAGCCACCUAUACAUAUCGCGAAAAUAUGCCUGCAGCAGUUCAUUGAUUAUUCUGGUUUUAUAUUAUCGCCAAUAAAUGAUUUUGGUCUUCCUAUUGCUCUAUAUUAUCUAUAUACAUCGACAGCAGAAGAAACGAAAAAGUGGAUGGAAAUGACAAAUAUGGCACUUCAUGAUUUUUAUCGCCUGAAGCCACUGUGCCCUCAGCAGUAUCUGGCAGGAUUUUCUCUUGGUUUAUCAAAUAGCUUCUCUGAACCAGAAGCAGCUUUUCCUCUUGAUUUUGAUAGGCCAUCAUCAAAUAUAAUCCCUUCAAAGCAGAAUUUUUGCGAUGGACCAACCCCCGAUGUCAUACAUAGGAAAAGUUCUAGCAUGGAUUCACAAACUAUAGCCGAACAUAGUCAGAUGACGAGUAAGUGA